This is a messenger RNA of Pseudogymnoascus verrucosus, 849 nucleotides long. RefSeq lists its product as uncharacterized. The record is from RefSeq and is a predicted model, not a curated record. NCBI's taxonomy places the organism in Eukaryota, Fungi, Ascomycota, Leotiomycetes, Thelebolales, Thelebolaceae. Bases 171 to 665 code for a protein of 164 amino acids. The transcript has 2 exons.
GUCCAUUAUGCCCAUAAUGAUCACAAUAAUGUUGAAUAAUGCUUCCGGGUAAUACAGCAGGAUGUGAACUAAAUUAUAUAAAUAUGGGCUUGGUCCAUUUGAACCUGUAUCACUCUCAUAUUUUCCCAUCAACAGAAUAAUAUUUCGCAAGCUAUUAAGAACUCUCAAAAAUGGAAUCAGACUCAGCAUCGCAGUUCGUUCCUCAGGAACCACAGCCAACCUUCAUGACCAAGGCAUUUAUCACAGCCCUUGCCGAUGUUCGACUCCUCGUUGGAGCCACCGCAAUUAUCCUGCCUCUCCCAUCCGCGUCCAUGUUCGGGCUUCCUAUCGCCUCUGCCUCUAGAAGUAUCGGACAAUUCUACGGAGCGCGUGAGCUAGCUAUCGGCGGACUUCUGUUUGCUUCUUACAGCAGCUACAUGAAAUCAUCCAAAGAAGAUGGGAUUCCACUUAAGGCAACACGCGACGCUACCAACGCCACGAUAGUAGAACGGAAAGAAGCCUUGAAAAAUGUCUUAUGGGCAUGUCUGCUUAUUGAUACCAUCGACUUGGGAAGCAUUGCUGUCAACGCGUUCAGAGGGGAGAUUGGAUUGCGAGCGAUGUGGAUGGGUGGUGGCGCUGGGGUGGCUGGUGUGGUUUUUGCGGCCUCUGCAUUGAGGGCAUUGUAAGGAGGUUUUGUUUGAGCAAUGUUGUGAGAUUAUUUAGAUUGGCGCAGAACUGAAUGGGUUAUAAAUAUACGCAUGGGAUUUAGUGGUUAUGUUUGUUCGAGCUGCCCGCUGGUGCUGAGUCGAUGGUCUCUGUGGCCAGCGCCUAGUUCAUAUUUCAUCCCAAAGAAGCUCAUUUCGCGUCUUG